AAGGAACAGGCAAUCUGGUACUUAUUGAUUACAUCUGUUUAGAUUCCACACUUCAAAAAUAAGGCUAAAAAGAAUUAUAUCAGGUUUAACAGUUUAUUUUAUAAACGUCAUAAUUAUAUAAAUGAUAUAAAUGUAAGUUUCAUAAAUUACUAUACAUAGCAAUAAAGCAUAAGCUAUUAUAGAAGAGCUGAUACAAAAAUAUACAUAAAUACUUGAGAAGGUAAUUAAGCCUUCCCACAGUCCACAAAAAUAAGGAAAACCAUCAUUUCUGCUACCAAAAAAGCAGUAUCUUUACAAGUUAAAAAAAAAACCAACUUUGCUUAAUAAUAACUGGAAAAUUUUAGCACAUAUACAACUAUUAUUUAACCAAAAUUUGGUUUUCAUUGACAUUUAUUAUUUAAAUAACCCUGGAUGGCAAAAAAACAUGUUUACUCUGUCCUAUGUACAAAAUGAAACUGCAUGAUAUUGUUCCUGCUUUCAAGGAGCUCACAGACAAGUUACUUAAUGACUGAGUGAAGAACACACUAGUUAAGUGUUGUGAAAAAAAUACCUGCCCAGAGAACAGAGAGGGAAGAGAAAGGAACACCUGGGUCUCAUCCACAGAGCACUGUGCAAGGAGCGAACAGCCCCAGGCUCACAUCCCAGCUCAAGGAAGUCACCAAACUUUGUUUUCACUGAGUUCAGCUUAAAAGUGGGAUGAUAAUAUGAAUAUUGUUCACCAUAUACUGUUGCUGGGCAAAGCACUGAUUCAGUAAAUACCCAUCUUUACUAGGUACUGUGGUAAGGGCUGAGAGAGAGAGGGACAAGGAACAUUUCGAUACAGAGCUCACCGUCUGGGUGGGUGCCAAGAAGAUGCACACACAACAGCUGGGUAUCAUCAAUCCUGUCAAGCCCCUGUCCCUGUGAAUGAAUAAUCUUCAGGAGUGGUCAGUUUGAAAAAAACCAACAACUGCAUUUCAAAAAAUGUAAAGUUUUGUCUUGUUAUUCUUUUGCCACGCCUUUUUGGAAUUAAUCAGUGGCUCAGGCUGGUAGUGUACAUCAGAAUUCUCUGUGAUGCUCAGAAGUGCUGAUGCCAGGCCCCACCCAAAGCUUAAUGCUUCACAACCACUGGGGCCUGGCAGUUCUUUACUGCACCCCUUAGUCAAGAACCCUUUAAUAUUUAAAGGCAGAUAAAACAAUGUUAAAAGCACUCUUGAUAAAAAUGUGGAUACUCAUUAACAGUAAAAAAAAAGUAUAGCUAGUAUGACACAACUUGAAUAUUUUUUUUGUGAUUAAAGCUGCUAAAACACUCUCACUAAAAAGACUUCUAUCAAGGCGUGCCUGCCUGCGUGGCUUAGUCUAUUAAGCAUCUGACUCUUGAUUUCGGCUCAGGUCAUGAUCUCAGGGUCAUGGGACUGAGCCCCGAGAUGGGCUCCACACUGAGUGGAGCCUGCUUAAGAUUCUGUCACCCCCCCACCCCGCAUGUGCACUCUAUAAAAAUAAACAUACAUAUAUAUAUUUUAAAGACUUCUAGCAAAAACACAAUGGAGAAAAAAAACUGGCACUAUGGCAGCACUGAUUUCAGCUUGCAGAGGCCUGUUACCUGCUGAUAUUGUUUGCAAUCUGUCUCUGUACAUGUGCAUCUGUUUUCCGGGAAAGAAAAGCUGCCCAAGAUUAUGAACCCUUUCUACACUACUUUUUUUAAAAAAAAAUUUUAUUUGAGAGAGAAUGAGCAGGGGAAGGACAGAGGGAGAAGGAAAGCGGACUCCCUGCUGAGCAAGGAGACAGAAGAAGGGCUCCAUCUCAGGACCCCGGGAUCAUGACCUGAGCUGAAGGCAGCCGCUUAACCACCUGAGCCACCCAGGCACCUCUCUACACUACUUUUAAUAUUAAACAACUAACCUUUAAGUGAACAUCUGGCCACUGAUACAGCAUGGUUUUACAGCAUAAACCUUAAGGUCAAAAGGACUAGAUCACAGCUCUGGCUUCCCUUAUUGCAUCUGUAACAUUUGGCAGAUUGCUUACCUUACCCAGGCCUCAGUUCCUACACCUCAGUAAAAUGAAGUAACUGUGCCUUGUUCACAGUGCUAAUGAUAGGCCAUGUUAGAAACAUUAAUGAUUGUUUAAUAUUUACUUCAAAAUUAGUGCAAUUGUGUUUGCAAAAAAGAAAAACCCAAAACUGAUGUAUGAAUUUUUACACUGUAUCUGGAAGUGUUUAUUUAACGUUAAAAACGGCUUUUAACGUUAUUUAACGUUUAACGUUUAUUUUUUAACUUUUAUUUAACGUUAAAAAACUAAUUUUUGAAAAAGAAUGCAAUUGUAAAAACAGUCCAUGUUUACAAGGAUUUACCAUCAAAAUACUGUGUAACCAUAGGCACAUCACUUGAACUUUCUGGUUCUCACCCACCUCUCCUGUAAGAUCUUCCUGCCAGAAGAGGACUGGGCCGUAUCAUUUCUUGAGACCCCUUCCAGCUUCAGGGAAGACAUUACAAAUUUAACUCUUUCCCCCACUUCUUUUCGAGGUGAGAACAUGGGAAAAGAAAAAAAUGGUGUGUUUAAAGCAUUUCCUAUCAAAUAGAAAUAUAAGAUUUCGGACAAAAUACUCAAAGUUGGGGUCAGCCUGAUCAAAGCACAAAUGUUUAAGAAAAAAGGUUAACCCAUCCAUCUUGGGAUCAGUAUUUAUUCAUAACAAACAAGAAAAAUGCAAGAAAAAAAAUCAAUUAGCAAGGAAUCUUCCUCCUACAAAGCAUGACGAUCAAGGAAGAGUCUAACCAAAACAUUUCGGGUCAUCUAGGAAAAAUAAGUGGUCCACAUCUCCCAAAGCAAGUCAAAACCACGACUUAAAAAGAGAGAAAUAUCUAAAGAAAACCUACAACCCAAAAUUCCUAAGACCAAGAGAAGCAAUUUUGCAGUUGUUUUACACACACUUAUGUAUCACUGUUCACUAGUUCCAAAGAGCGGGGAGAGUGGAGAGGACUUAAGAUUUGGGUCACGUGUUCACUAAAAGACCAUAAAUAACAGGUGUUGGACGAUUUCAAAACUUUACCUAAUACUGCCAGAAGCUGGGGACCUUUAAAACCCAAAUAAAAACCAUCCGUAAAGAGUAGGGCACAAACAAUUCAAUACCCACCAAUAAACCACCCACUUAACCUACAGGCUCUCUGCUGGGAGACUGCUUCUUCAAUCAACAGAGGCUUCAGCUCAGCGGGAGGCCGGGAUGGAGGCUAUCACAGGGAGAACACAGAAACCACCUAGCCUCGAGGAACUCGCGGUCCCCCAGGAGGCGCCGGCUUGCACCCGAAUAACGGUGCGCCGCGUUCCCAGGGUUUUAAGACGACCAAUCGGCCCUCUGCCCUGAAAACAGAGGCGUCCGCGCCAUUGAAAUUUCAUUUUCGCCUAGCGGCUGUGCCAACCGAGUGCGGGGCAGAGGCUCCCCGGCCAGCAGGGCCGACACCAACUCCCGCUCGCUCGCCGCCGGGCCCGCGGGCCGCCGAGGGGCCGGAUGGACCAGCGCCGGCCGCGGCGUUCCGGUGCGCGCGCGCGCCUCAGCCAAUCGCGUGCUCGCCCGCCCCCCGCGGCCGCGGCGAGGCUGGCGCUGGGAAGAGGAAGAAGAACAUUCGCCCUCCUCCUACCAGCGCGCGGGCGGCGGCGGCGGCGGCACCGGGGUCACGAACUCUGACCUUUCACUGACAAAAACAAUAACAAACCCCCCCUUCCCCGCGACCCCGGCGGCGCCCCCGGGCCCGCCCCCGCCGCCCCCGCUCCCACCUCGGCGUCUCGUCUCUCGCCUGCUGCCCCGCGAGCCCACGGCCCCGGGGCUCCCGCCAUCCGCCAACGCCGGGAGGCCGGCCUCCCCGCGCCCUGCCCUCCGCGUCGGGGGCCGCCCGCCGCAGACACGGGACCUGCUUCGAGGCUGCUUUGGCGCCAAAUCCUGAGGUUCUCUAAUGAUCUUGCUUCACCAUGGCUACAAAUAUGGAGGGGCUGGUUCAGCACAGAGUGGGGACCCAGCAGGUGGCUGAGGUACCACGGACACAGACCUCUCGGCCGGAAUCUCCAGGGAUGACCAGCCCCUCCCCGCGCAUCCAGAUAAUCUCUGCCGACUCUGCGGUAGCUUCACCUCAGCGAAUUCAGAUUGUAACAGACCAGCAGACAGGACAGAAGAUCCAGAUAGUCACCGCAGUGGACGCCUCCGGAUCCCCCAAGCAGCAGUUCAUCCUGACCAGCCCAGAUGGAGCUGGAACUGGGAAGGUGAUCCUGGCUUCCCCGGAGACAUCCAGUGCCAAGCAGCUCAUAUUCACCACCUCGGACAACCUCGUCCCUGGCAGGAUCCAGAUCGUCACGGACUCUGCUUCUGUGGAGCGCUUGCUGGGUAAGGCCGACGUCCAGCGGCCGCAGGUGGUAGAGUACUGUGUGGUCUGUGGCGACAAAGCCUCUGGCCGGCACUAUGGGGCUGUCAGUUGUGAAGGUUGCAAAGGUUUCUUCAAAAGGAGUGUAAGGAAAAAUCUGACCUACAGCUGCCGGAGCAACCAAGACUGUAUCAUCAAUAAACACCACCGGAACCGCUGUCAGUUUUGCCGGCUGAAGAAAUGCUUAGAGAUGGGCAUGAAAAUGGAAUCUGUGCAGAGUGAACGGAAGCCCUUUGAUGUACAACGGGAGAAACCAAGCAAUUGUGCUGCUUCAACUGAGAAAAUCUAUAUCCGGAAGGACCUGAGAAGUCCUCUGAUAGCCACUCCCACGUUUGUGGCAGAUAAAGACGGAGCAAGACAAACAGGUCUUCUUGAUCCAGGGAUGCUUGUGAACAUCCAACAGCCUUUGAUACGUGAGGAUGGUACAGUUCUCCUGGCCACGGAUUCCAAGGCUGAAACAAGCCAGGGAGCUCUGGGUACACUGGCAAAUGUAGUAACCUCUCUUGCCAACCUAAGUGAAUCCCUGAACAAUGGUGACACUUCAGAAAUGCAGCCGGAGGACCAGUCUGCGAGUGAGAUUACUCGGGCAUUUGAUACCUUAGCUAAAGCACUUAAUACCACAGACAGCUCCUCACCUCCAAGCCUAGCAGAUGGGAUAGACGCCAGUGGUGGAGGGGGCAUCCAUGUCAUCAGCAGAGACCAGUCCACACCCAUCAUCGAGGUCGAAGGGCCCCUCCUUUCAGACACUCAUGUCACAUUUAAGCUCACAAUGCCCAGCCCAAUGCCAGAGUACCUCAACGUGCACUACAUCUGCGAGUCAGCAUCCCGCCUGCUUUUCCUCUCCAUGCACUGGGCCAGGUCAAUCCCAGCCUUUCAGGCACUUGGGCAGGACUGCAACACCAGCCUGGUGCGGGCCUGCUGGAACGAGCUCUUCACCCUCGGCCUGGCCCAGUGUGCCCAGGUCAUGAGUCUCUCCACUAUCCUGGCAGCCAUUGUCAACCACCUGCAGAACAGCAUCCAGGAAGAUAAACUUUCUGGAGACCGGAUAAAGCAAGUCAUGGAGCACAUCUGGAAGCUUCAGGAGUUCUGUAAUAGUAUGGCAAAGCUGGAUAUAGACGGCUAUGAGUAUGCAUACCUUAAAGCUAUAGUUCUCUUUAGCCCCGAUCAUCCAGGUUUGACCAGCACAAGCCAGAUUGAAAAAUUCCAAGAAAAGGCACAGAUGGAAUUGCAGGACUAUGUUCAGAAAACCUACUCAGAAGACACCUACCGAUUGGCCCGGAUUCUCGUUCGCCUGCCGGCACUCAGGCUGAUGAGCUCCAACAUAACAGAAGAACUUUUUUUCACUGGUCUCAUUGGCAAUGUGUCGAUAGACAGCAUAAUCCCCUACAUCCUCAAGAUGGAGACAGCAGAGUACAAUGGCCAGAUCACCGGAGCCAGCCUAUAGUGCGCACCACACACCUGCAGAGAAGCAAAAGGAUCCUCCCAGGACCACUCGGAUACAGAGAAAAUAAAGUAGUGGUAUUUUGGUAUGUGCAAAUAUUUCCAAUAUGUUAGCCAUUUCCUACCUGGUUUCUUCUUAUCUGUUAAUCCCAGACAAUAGCAACUAAAAGACUAGUAGGAUCCUUUCCUGCCAUAAGAAAUGUUUUAAUGCCUUUUGAUGAAGCAGAUUUUGGAACAAUCUUUUAACCCAGUUUGUAUUUAGAAAUCCUCAAAGGGCAAAAAACAGAGUUUUAUAAUGUCAGAGACUAGUAUUAAACAAAACAAAAAGAACCUAAGAGAACAGUAUGUGUGUAUAUAUAUUAAAAAUGUCCUUGGAAUUAAUAGCUACUAAUUACCAGGGUAAUAAUAUUAGCACUUUCUAAGCACUUCUUAUCAAUGCGUAAUGUUAGCAACAUCUUGCCCUUGGGCAGGACAAACGGAAAACUGUAUAUGUCUUUUGCCGAAAUGCUAGUAAUUUCUGUGAAAACGCACUAGGGUACAGGAGACAAUCAUUUAUGUUUAAGAAAAGAUGGCAUCAUUCCUAAUUGUAUGCACACAUUGGUGGUGUUGAACUAAAUUCCUAUGAACGAAUGAAAAUGUGGCUCAUCUGUAUCAUGCAGUAAGUGGGAGUGUGGAGGCACAGUCGGUGGUGACCCAAACAGGAAGCUUCCUCCGCUGUGAGUUGAUGAUGCUUGUCAGCUUCCCUGACCUCUGGUUCUGGUCUGUGACUGGCAUCUGCAGGCUCCUCCAAACCUGGGGCUCUCUUCUGAUGACUGGUUCUCAGAAUUGGAUUACAACCAGUCAGACAUUAACUGCCAAUUCCUGCAGCAACUGAAAACAUCCCCACAUCACCUCCACCACUCACGGCAGACAGAGCCUUCUGACCAAAAAGUGCAAGGUGGGCAUUUUGAACCCGACAGUAAUUCCUGAAUGCAGUCUGGGGCGGUUGCUUGUUGUUCAGAUGGAGGAGUACAAAGGUUCCCUUCUCACGGGGUUUCCAUUCCAAACGUCCCCUCAAGAAGAGCUGUAUUCCUGCAGUUCACUCAGAACUGUGAAGGGGAUGGGGGGCCAGGGGGUGGGGGGAGGUGCAGGAUUUUGCUGCCUGGCCAGGGUGGUGGUGGUGGUGCGGCUGAAUGGAAGGUUUCUCUGUUGACCUUAAAUAUCAGGGUUUUCCAAAGUGUCUCCAGACUGAGCAUUUCUGUUGGCAGUUUUUUGAAUGGUACUGGUACACCAUGCACUUUGAUUCCCCCAGGUGUGUGCCAGCAAAGAACCCUGGAGCAUUUUAGGUGAUGGAUGCAGAAGCAAGCUACCUGCUCUUAAAAAAAAACAAAAAACAACAAACAAAAAACCCUUAACUCCCAAAGUUAUCUUCUUUCUCUUAAGUUAUAGCGACCAUCGUUUACAAGAACAGAAUGCAGUUAUAAGGAAGUUCUAUCUAGAGAAGAGCACCCAUAAAAUCUCAUGGAUGCAAGCAGCGGGCAUUUCCUGCUUGGGAAAAGUGCCGUGUCCAAGACCCAGUCAGGUACUCUUCAUUUCCUUUCUGUAUAGCCCAGAUUAAGAAAAUAGCUGAAGUUAAAUCUGUGUCUCCCAGAUCUUUUGAUCAUAUGGUAUCCAGAAAGAUCCCAGUGCGCUUCCCCGGCCUCAAAGGCACUCCCCGGCCUGGCUCAGGCCCUCAUCAAGGUGGGGUCUCAGGUGCUGUGUAGGUACCAGCCUGCCGGCCGCUGCCUUAGGACACAACAGAAUGCUCUUGAAGCAUUAGCAGCACUUUGUGAAAGUCGUUAGUGGGAAUUAAGUGGGGACAGUAUCUCCAACUUCUGAAUUCCUGUUUGGAUUUAAUUAUAUUAUUUAUAGUUCAUGUCUUGGAAGCAAAUUUUGGAGACAAUAGGGGUGCCUAUUAUAAAAUGAUGGAAAGAAUUUAAUUUUGCCUGCUUCAAUUUUUGGUUUUCUAACUUUGAAGCGAUUUAAAUUUCAAAAUUAAGAAAAAAAAAAAACUAGCCAAGACAGUGAAGUUAGGGCAGGUCUGUUCAUUUCUGCUCGGGAAGGAUUUCAGCAGAGGGUAUCUUCAACCGUGUUUGUGCAUUUUACACAGCAAGUUGCCUCUUUUCUGUUCUUUUGAUUUUUUAACGUAAGCCUGUCUGUUGAUCACAUAGCUGUUCUCUGGGAUUACAUGCUAUGUCACAUCUCCCAGAUCUGAUUCUCAGUGUUGGGGAGGAGGCCCACCCCUUCUUCCUGGGGCUGGCCCUGGAAGUCUUGUGUCCGUUCGGCUUGUAGACUCAGGUUGCCUUCAGAUACUGGGACGGUUUAGCCAAGACCUCGACUGAGGUCCCAACGACGCCACUGCUGAAGAGUUUUGGGGUAAAGGUGAUAACCAGCAGAAAAACUGAACAUCUGGGUGAGUGAGUGCCGCACCCUGGCAGGAUAGCCCUGGAGAGGAACCGGCUUGGCUUGGAGGGCUGUUGAUUCUGACCUGGUGCUGGCCCUUGAGUCCCUUCACUGAUGUUGGCUGAUUGCAGUGGACCAUUUUGGGCCUUGAACACUCAUUAGUUUCCCAGAUCCUCUUGGCCUUAUUUUGAAGUAGACUUCUCCCUAAAGAUCCUGUUCACACAAGCUGAUUUCUUGCUGCCCCAAAUCAUUUCACACUUUGACAGCGGGUCCGUUCCGUCUUGUCAGAUUGGUGAAGAGAAGCCCAAAGUCAACAACGUAAGGGGAUCCCAGGCAAAUACUGAGGUUCAGCUUUCACAAGGCUUUUACCCCUUGUUAGUCUGUGAAAGUCUAGAUUUAGUCAAGAAAGGCCAGCCCUCUACCCAUUGGGUCUCUGAGUGAAAUAAGCCAGGAGCAGAUUCUUCACCACGCAGCCUGCCCACAUGUCCCUUCUGCUGGCCUGGCUCUCCCUCCCUUGCGAGGAGAGGUCCACCGGCGAAAGGAGGUGGCAGGACGCGUCAGUGCUUCUUGAUGCCAGUGGUAUCUCCGAUAAUGCUAGACAGUUAGGUGUUGAAAUCGUGGAGGUCAUUACACAGAAUGAUAAAGCAGGACAGGAAGAGACUUAGAAAAAGUCCAAAUUACACAAGCAAAUGAUACUUUCCAGGUUAUUCCACCCUUCUAAUCUGAGAUUUGUAUGUGUGUCUGUUGGGAGGUUACCAUUAUUUAUUAUCUAACUUCUGCCGUGAGGCUGUGGUUGGGGUUCUUUGUUGUUUGGGUUUUUAUAGUUAAUUUCAGGUUUAGUCACGUGUUGUAAGAUGCUAUGUAAACGCCCUCAAGAGGGACUGCUGUCUAGCGUGUCACUAUUAAAUGUGGACUGUGUUCUGAGGCAGUUGCCACCAACCACGGUGAGAGCGACGGAUGCGCCUUCUCUUGGGCUCCCUGGUGCGGUGGCCACACGCUCGCUGGGACGUGCUUGUGGCCGUAGUAGACUCACUGAGUGCUUUUGCUUGUGUUGGGGAUUGCCACGGCAGGGAGCUAAGAAUCGGAAUGGCUAUAUCUAGUGCUUUUAUUCUGGACAAAAACCACAUCCUCAUCCUUCAGGGGAAUUUCUAGUAGAGCAGUCUUGCCCCCCAGCCUGCCCUCUGCCUGACACGCAGCCCUUGGCUAUGGAGCCAAGUUUCAGGACCUGAUCAGAUCAGCGUCCAGAAGCUUGUCACCCACUUCCCAGUGGAAAGGGCCUCAUGUGCAGUGGGGCCGUAGAUGACAUUUCAACUCUUCUCUAAGUCUAGGCCCUGAAAAGUCAUCUUCUGACGUUCACUUUCAUCCCGGCUAUGAACGAAUGGAGGGAUGGAUAGUGGAGCGGGCCGGGCAGAUAUGCCCAUAUGCUUCCUUUGUCCCACUUCCAGUCUCUAGAUUGUACGGCUCUUUGAAAUGUCUUAACUUUGAUGUAAAUUUGUAAAGCCAAGCCCUAAUCGAGAUAGGCUGGGUUUGGGUCUUUUGUACACAGGGUUCUGGACAUCCUCACGUAUGCCUCCUGCCGGCGCACACUUGCGCAUGUCCAGCCCUGGGGUCCCUUCAGCGGCAUUGUGCGUGUACAGAUUUAUAGGCUUGUAUGACUGACUGAAUGUACAUGUGUUUAUAUCUUCUAUAUAUGUACAGUGUAUAUAGUGUGCGUGUACAUAGAUGUAUAUAUUAUGUAUACAGACAUGUAGCCAUGUAUCCAAAGUUCCCUUAUGUUUUAAAGAGAGUCUAUGAUAGAGUUGCUAAAGUAAAUUGAUGUGGGUGUUCCAAGGUCCCUCAGCAGGCUGGAUUUGCUGAUAUUUUAACUCCAUUUUCCUUAGAGUGAGCCUGGCUGGGAAAGGCCAUGAAGGCAGAAUCUCCACCCUAUGCCAAGGAAAAGUUCCAGACAGAAAAGGUCCUGAUAGGAGGACAUUGCUGUAUAUUGUAUAUUCUCUGGGUCAGACAGCAGCCAGAAAGCUAGAAAGUUGAAAACUAGGUGGGGUCUUUCACCUGGGCGCCUAAUGCCUGUCUAUAGCCUGACUGGAAGGAACUUGGCCGUUGGAGCUGUCGGCCUUCCCAGGUACUUGCUCUUGUCAUGUGGUCCAGAGAUAGGCCUCAUGGUCAGAGAUUCGGAACGGUCCGUGUGCUGGGGCCUGCCUCCCAGGUCUCCGCUUGCUCUGGACUUAGCAAACGGUGGGCACUGCCCUGUGACUCAACAGACUCCUAUCUCUAAUGCCAGUUGAAAAAAACCUACCAAGUAGUCUUUUAAAAUAAGCAUGAAUAAGAUAACUUAUGGCAUAGAAGUUACAAAUUUUAAAUUACUUCUUUAACUGUAGCAUGUGAAUAAAAUCCACUGACAUAAAUCCUUUAUAAAUUUUUAAAAUUUUUAGAUAAAAAUGGUAUUUUAAUAAGGCUAUUUGUGCCCUUAAAAAGCUACAGAUGCCAAAUUUUUCUUGUCCAGGUCUGUUCUGAUUAAUUUUCCCCCUUAAUUGGGCUUUAAACUGAGACACGGCACUCGGGAGCCAGAGCCCAGCCCAGCAGAGCUGCUUACAGACCUGGGAAGUGGGGCCUGCCUGGCCGAGGGCUGCAAGCUGGCCCGCUGAAGGGAGUCUCUGGAGAACUGCAAAAACUCACAUAAUCCACAGGUUUUCUAGUUUUUUGUUGGUGGUGUUUUUUGGGUUUUGGGGGGUUUUUUGUUGUUUUAAAUAAGCUACCGAAAUGUUUGAAAACACUUCAUUGAGACCGUAGUACUCAGUGCCUUUUGUGAGACGGUGGGUCAUUUAGCCUUCAGCUUCCCCUCUAUUGGAUGUAAAAAAAAAAAAGCUCUGCUACUUCACUGGCCUCAUCCAACAGUGCUUAUUUGACCCUUGCCCCUGUCCUUGCCUGUUGUGACAAUCACACUAUUGAAGGUGGCUUUCCAGUUAAAAUACAAGAAGAAGCUUGACAGUCUCUAAAUGAAUCUUCAAAAUAAAAAUUUUCAUUUGGGAGGGUAUUUUAACAGCAAUCUAAGAAUAAUUAAACUAUCUUAGGGGUGGGGAAUGCCUGAGAUAUUUUUAAGGCCCAGCUAGACUUUCAGUUCAGAAACCAAUAAUCCAGUGUCUCAAUAUUUAUACGUAAGAGCAUAGAAAAAAAAAAUGCUAUAAAUAUUGGGGGGAAAAGUUUGGCAACAUUUAUCAGCUGACAUACUGUGAUAAGCUUAAUACUUGGAUAACAUUUGGAAAUAGUAGACUUUUAAGUUACAAAUGGCUUGUCUUUAGGAACAUAUAUUCAAUUACCAUUAACGACCAGAGCAUCCAUGGACUCAGAUGCUGCCGCCACAUACAACUCAAGUGCUGGAAUAUUUUUCUACAGUCUCCGUUCUCCCCAUUCUCUUGUAAACCAGUGUUCAACUAGUUUUAUAACUGAAAAGCUGCACAUUUUUCAUAGUACAAACCAUAGUUUUUACCUGUAGUUUGGACCUGUUAAAAUGUAGCUGCGUUACCAGCCCUUUUAAAAGACAUCUGUUAAAGGAAAAUUCGGGUGUUAGAUUUUUUGGGACCGUUUCUGUAACUUCUGCCCUUAACAAUAUAGAAAAUACUGUUUAUGCCGUUACAUUUUAAUUCCAGGUUUAAAACCUGUUGAAAGCUGUAGCUUGAAAUCAGCUUUGUUUGUGAUGGCAUUUAAAAAAUAGCAUGUUCUUUUUAAACUGAAUUUUAUAUCUAAUCAAUGUCUUCAGUCUUGAAGAAGAAUUUGCAUUGUUGUGUUUGUAUAUAGAGUAUUGCAGUGCAUGAAUUAGCUUUAUGCAUUUUAUUAAAUGCUGUUUCAAUGUGGCAUUAUCGUUGUGGCUUAAUACUACUACCUAAAUGAGGUUUAUACUAUUAAAAAAAUGAAUUAAAGACUAAAUGUGCAUCUUCUCAUUUCUUCUAAUAGUGAUAGCAGUAAUGCCUGAUCCCCAGGGGCGCCGUGCGUGCUGUCUUACCCCAAGCAGGUGGUGAGGAAGCAGCUUGUGGUCGGAGCCCUACUGCUU
This is a messenger RNA of Zalophus californianus (California sea lion), 12291 nucleotides long. It is a transcript of the gene NR2C2, whose product is annotated as nuclear receptor subfamily 2 group C member 2. Bases 3940 to 5829 code for a protein of 629 amino acids. Gene Ontology annotation, biological process: positive regulation of transcription by RNA polymerase II; anatomical structure development; cell differentiation. The transcript is spliced from 15 exons. Gene Ontology annotation, molecular function: zinc ion binding; nuclear receptor activity; RNA polymerase II cis-regulatory region sequence-specific DNA binding. The record is from RefSeq and is a predicted model, not a curated record. NCBI's taxonomy places the organism in Eukaryota, Metazoa, Chordata, Mammalia, Carnivora, Otariidae.